Molecule: messenger RNA, 1435 nt
Organism: Populus euphratica (Euphrates poplar)
Lineage: Eukaryota; Viridiplantae; Streptophyta; Magnoliopsida; Malpighiales; Salicaceae
Product: ubiquitin-like protein ATG12
Exons: 6
Coding region: 557-841 (94 amino acids)
Biological process (GO): glycophagy; protein lipidation involved in autophagosome assembly; autophagosome assembly
Cellular component (GO): phagophore assembly site membrane; autophagosome membrane; cytoplasm
Molecular function (GO): Atg8-family ligase activity
Source: RefSeq, a predicted model, not a curated record
UUGAUGUAUUUUAAGUUCGGACAUGAUCAUGUCGGGUUUUAAAUUGAAAAUGCUAGUUUUUCGAGCAGAAUUGGGUCGGGUUGAUAUUGGCAACCUGAAUCAAAGUAGCUAAUUUAUCUCUCCUUUCUUCUUGGAUUUUGUUCUGUAACUUGCGGACGCCGGGCGCAUCCUAAUUUCUUCUCCUCUUUCUUCUUCCUCCCUCUUCAUCGAAAUCACAAUUGUAAAAUAUAACUGGAAUUGCCAGCUCGAGAACAUCACUUACACUGCUAAGGAAAAGUAGUGAACUAGAAAACUUGAUAUCAUUAUGGACUUUGGAAAGAAGGGUCAGCGUGAUUAUUGCAUUUAGCAUUCAGGGGAGUAUUUAUCAUACAGUGGAGUCCCAAGGAAUCAUUUCAGGAGAUUAUUCUGUUAGUUGUGUACUUUGUGCUUGAAUUUUAAAAAUUUGGAUGUUUGGGAUAUUGAUCUUAAAUCUUUUGUGGACGUGUCAAAAUCCAUGACUUCCAAGUUUCAACUUCUAAGGCUCAUCUAGCUCUCAAAUUCUAAGCUGAAAGCAACAAUGGCAACUGACUCACUGAGUUCUGCUCGAAAAGUGAUUGUUCUGUUAAAAGCCACUGCUGAUGCGCCUAUUCUCAAGCAAAACAAGUUCAAGAUACUUGGAACUGAUAAGUUUGCUAAGGUGAUUGAUUUUUUGUCCCGGCAACUUCACAGGGAGAGCAUGUUUGUAUACAUCAACAGUGCAUUCUCACCAAAUCCAGAUGAAUUGGUGAUUGAUCUGUUUAAUAAUUUUGGCGUUGAUGGUAAACUGCUGGUCAACUAUGCUUGUUCAGUGGCGUGGGGCUAACUUUGGGCAAUGCCCGUGCUGAUUUAUGCUGUUCAUGCUUGAGAUCUUUUGUUACAUAUUAUGAAUAUUUGUUGUGUUUUCUUGGACCCAACGAGUAAUAAGGAAACUUCAUUGAUGCAAACCCUGCAAUAUCGUUUGCUCCGUGUACUUGCAUGCAUUUGAUAUAGUAGAAGUGUGAUUGAAGAGAUGGAGAUUUCAAUCAUAGAAUUCACAUGCAUUUGUAAGAUUUCUUUUUUCUUUUUGUUUAUGGUUAAUUUCCCACUUCAUUCAUUUAUACCACUGCUUCAGUGGCGAGUCUGAACAUACAAGACCUGUACUGGUUUAAGAUGCUACUAUCGAAGACUGGAGAUUUGUUUUUUAUGAUUUGGUCUUCAACUUUUCGAUGCGAGAGUGAUGUGAUAAUGACAUGUACCUGUAGCACACACUAUGCCUUUGAUGCCUUUCGGAAUCUUUACAGCACGAAAGAUGUCCAUCAGAAUUUUGUUCUCGUUGAACCAAUCUGUAAAAUGACGAAACCAUUCAGAAAUUGUUACAAGCUGCAUUCGAGAUUCUAUAUAUUUUCACACGAGAUCAAGAAAUUGUGACCUGAAUAAA